GGGCCUGUGGUGGGAACCAUGAUGGCGGCGGCGCUGUCCCGCGCGGUGUUGGGGGCGCCGGCGGGGUUUCUUCCCCUUCUCCUGCCCAGGGGGCUGAGCCUCUCGGCCCCGCGGGAGACCGUCGUCGUGGAGCGCUGGUGGAAAGUCCCGCUGAGCAAAAAAGGCCGGGAGCCUCGCAUCAAACACCCCCGUUUCCGCGUCUUCCGUCUGGUGGAGGACCUGAAGCACCGGCCCAAAGAGCCCCUCGAACUCAUCCUCACUGAACCGGUGGAAGACGUGGGAAACCGUGGCGAAACCGUCUUGGUCCACCGGUCUUUUGGCCGUAACCAUCUCCUCUUCCGCAACCGGGCCGUUUACGCCUCACCCGAAAACAAGAAGUUUUUCGAAGAGGAAAACCGAUUACGUGAAGAGGGGAAGUUGCCAAGAUUACAAAGCCACAGCGGUAUGAAGGUGAACGGCCUCGACACCGUCCGCGUCCCACUCUCGGUGCAGCCCUUUGCCGAACCGAAAUCCAGCAGCCAGCGGCUCCGGCUCGCCCAGAAGGAACCAGAACCCGCCGAGAGGAAAGGGAGGAAACCUUGAGGCCACCACGAAAGAGGGACCUUUUUUUUCUCUCUCCGCAGCUCUAAAAUCGGAGCUUAGGAUUAUUUUAUUUCCAGCCCAAAACUCCCUUUUUUGGGGGGGGGGUGUUUGGAUUUCCUUGAGCUGGGCACGGUGGGCGAAGCCAGCUGCUUUUGGGGUCCCUUAAAAGUCUUCCAGGGGGGACGAGGGGAUCCUGCUUUGGGCCAGAAGCGGGAAGAGGCCGCAGGAACCGGCGAAUAAAACAUCCCCCUCUUUAA
Molecule: messenger RNA, 839 nt
Organism: Notechis scutatus (mainland tiger snake)
Lineage: Eukaryota; Metazoa; Chordata; Lepidosauria; Squamata; Elapidae
Source: RefSeq, a predicted model, not a curated record